Acanthoscelides obtectus is the source of this 516-nucleotide messenger RNA. The record is from the annotation of a GenBank genome assembly. NCBI's taxonomy places the organism in Eukaryota, Metazoa, Arthropoda, Insecta, Coleoptera, Chrysomelidae.
AUGCAAGAAAAUAUUACUGAAGACGGAAAUAUGCAAAAUAUCAACAAUAAUUAUAGAGAAAACGCUGGAACAGCACAAAAUCAAGAAAUUCGGACUAUAGCAAAUAAUGACAAAAAUACGGAAGUAGCACUUAAACAAGAAAUUAAGUCACUUAAUGAGAAAAUUGAACUACUGAGUGAAUUACUAGCUGAAAAAGAUAGGCUAGUUCAUCAAUUGUCCAAUGAAAAUCGUAGGUUCCAAGAGCACUACGAUCUAUUAGCCACCAAGGUCGUAGAAAAGGACACUAUUAUCUCCAAACUUCGGAUAGGUAUCGACAAGGUCAAAAACUGCAGAAAUGGAGCUGUAGAAAUAAACGUCCAAGAUUUUGUUCGUACCCAACUUAAACAAAAAAUCGAAAAAAAUAUGCCUACAUCCUACAAGAUAUCUGAACCAAGAAUGUUCAAGCCAAAAAUUCAAAUAGUUGGUUAUCGUUCGGAGCAAAAAUUAGCGAAAGAGCAGUACAAGAAGAAAUUAUAA